GAGAGGCCCGAGUACCGCCAAAAAAAAAAAGUGUACUAAACAGUUGACUGGGGAAAAUAUAACCAGGAGUGACUUUUUGACUCUUGUUUAGUGCUGUUUAAUUUUGAAGCAUCACAUGACGCUGAGAGAGGCAUACACGUGCCAGUCAGGGGUGUGAGCACUGGAUCCAGACGUCUGGGUUCAAAUCCUAUCUAUGCCUGCCUCUUCCUUAGCUCUGUAACCUUGGCCUGUUAAUAUCUUCUCUCUGUCCUUUACUUUUCAUCUAUAAAAUUGAAAAUAAUAAUAGUUUCUAUCUCUUAAGAUUACUGUAAAAAUUAACUAAGAAAACAUAUGCAAGUGCUUAGAACGCUGCCAAGUCCAUAGUAAGUGCUCAACACUGAUUGAUUACUCCCCACCCCUUCUCCCCAGAGCAUGUGUUUUUCCCAGUGCAGUAAAUGAAAAGUGCACAAGCUUUGGAUUUAGACAGAUAUGGAUUUGAAUUGCAGUUCUGCCACUUACUAUGUAUGGAAGCUUAGAAUACUGCUUACUCUCUCCACAUUCUGUUUCUUUCAUUCUUAAUAUAGGAGUAAUGACACCCACUUUAUGUGGUGAUACAUAGACUACAGGCUGUGGUUACAUAGGCUUGCAAGGCUAAGGUUCUUCCUUAGCCUUGCAAGGAAAAGAGAAUGAGAAUCUACCAUGUGGCAUGUGCCGAGUCAAAGGCUGGGGGUAGAGCGUGCAGAAGGGAACACAGACAUGAAACAUAAUUUAUGAUAACAUAGUUUGAGUAUUAUAGUAACAGCUCACACAUAUUGAGCAUUUACUACGUGCCAGGCGUUGUGCUUAGAGUUUUUCAUAUUUCAUUUCAAUUAGUCCUGAAAACAAACCUCUGAGGCACAUGCUAUUAGUAUUUUGAAGAUGUGGGAAUUGAGGCAGAAAGAGGCUAAAUAAAGGGAUUGGAACUCAGUCUGGUUUACAUUGUGACCUUGAGCUUAAUCACUAUGCUACACUGUGGAGAGCAAGUACAUAGGUCUGUAACAGGGUCUGUAACAAGACUUGAGGGACGUGGACUUGUAAGGGAUGGCAGACACGGAGGUGCUUGCAAAGGCUUCAAAGAGCAGACAGACUGGUAGGAGGCACCACCAGGACAGUAUGUUGUUCAGACAAAAAGGAAAGAAUGUUAUUCAAUGCUUAUAAAAGGGGUAUAUACUAAUGCUGGUAAAGACUAAUUUAAGUGAUGUAUUUUAAAAGUCUAUUAUUCGAAAUUAUUCGAAAAUAGCAGCUGUUUAAUAAAUGGUUGUGCUUAUUAUUAAUCAUGUUUAUUACUUUCUUGGUACAAAAGAUCAAAAUACCCAAAUAUGGAAUUAAAAGAAAGUCUAGCAAGAUUCUGUUCCUUCUUUCCAUGCUGUGCCAGUGAACCAAGAGAUUAUGACUGUGACAUUUAGAUUAUCUUUCAGUGAUCUGUCACGUGCAGAUAAAACUUCUUCAUAUACUUGGAAUUUUGACAGGCUCACAGAGGGAGUUGAAAAAGUGAUAAUAGGGCCCCAAGUCCCUUUCUGUACAGUCUUUGCUGUUAAGUGAGACAAGUGCAGCACAACCUGAGUUUCAGGCAUGAAGAGAAAAUUGUGACUUCUUUUCUUCCUUCAAGAUUGGCUCUAAAUGGCCUGAAGGGCAUAAACACACUCUGCUAACCCAUGAUCUUUAAAAUAUAGGCCUUGAGGUUUUAACGUGUGUUUCAGUGGCCCAAGCCAUGCUGUAUUUGCCUAGCAUUAAAUGUGGGAGAGAUGAUCCAUCUAAGUAAACUGAUCUCGGAGAGGCAGCAGUGAGUGGUGGCAUGAGGCAAGAUCUUAAUUCCCUGCCCAGGAAUUGAACCCGGGUAGCCUGGAAGAAAACCAGGAAUCCUAGCCACCAGACCCCCCUGGUUCUUGCCUCCUAGUAAAAAAUACAUUUCUCACGGAGGCAAAAACUAAAAACACGUACAAAGUUUAUUAUUGGAGACAUAGCACAGCAAGAAGUGGGAGAGCACACAGAGAAGCGGUUGGUUUAGUUAAGAUAGAAGCAAGGCAGAGAUGCACACCCAGAGAGAAAGGUGUGGGCCUCCUCCCUAAUGAGGAGGCAUGCAGGAAAGAGGCCGUUAAGUCAUCUAUAUAGGUCAGUUCUUCCGGGUCUUUGUUUAUCUUUGGCCAAUUAUCUGGUUUCUUUUUCCACACCUGCCCUAGGACUUUCCCCAACAUGUGUGCACAACUUUUUUCCAAGAUGGAUCACAGCCCAGAGGCCUAUGGGACGGCCUUAGCAUCACAAAUUAUGGGGUGGCGCCCCCUCCUUUUUGACCCCCAAGGAGCCUUUCUGCGCAUGUGCAAUGUUUCCCUUGCCCUAAGGAUGGGAAAUGUAUGACCUCCUGAUCUUUUAACAGGGUUUAGCCCCUCUCUAUCCCUGCCAUAAAAGUGUCCAAUGUCCAGUUAUCUACCCUAUUCCUGUUGCUAUUUCUUAUAUCGAAGUGCAGAUCUCGAAAUAUAGAGAGGAGUCCGGUCAUAAAUAUGUAGUCCGGAGCCCGUUUUUCUCUUGCCUCAGGAAGUGUAAACAGGGGGCUGGUAAUGAAAGUCCAGCCUGGAGCCCAUCUUCUCACCCCAGGAAGCGUGAACAGGCCAGGUGUAAAUGUCUGGCCUGGAGCCCAUCUAUCUCCUGCCUCAAAACCUUACAGAUAACUGAAAAUUAAUUAAUGGUUCAUUUUUAACCAUUUUUAACCUGAAAAUAUAGGAUUCAUUUUCUUUCCUUCUCUGGUAUAGUAUAUGCUCUAGAAAAUGGAGCUUUUGUAAAAGAAUAGUGGAAGAUAAAACAAGUAAGGCAGGACAGCAAUGCAUAUUACUAACGGAAUGAUGAGAUAUUUAUGUGGAUGGCUCAAAGGGCAAUUCUGCAUCACUCCAGCUUCUCAGACCUGUUUUAGUUAGUUGAAUUUGACAGAUACAUGCCUCUGGAUAAAUAAGGUAUUCUGGAUCAUGUAGACACUCAUUUCUUCUGAUGACACACAUUUUGCAAGUAUUGACAGUUUGGCUUCCAAAUGAUAACUUUGAAUAGCAAAGUAUUAAGAUUGUAUAUGCUAUGGACUGAAUGUUUUUGUCUCUCCCUUCCCCAUUCAUAUGUUGAAAUCCUAACCCCCAAUGUGAUUUGGAGGUGGAGGCUUUAGGCAGUAAUUAGGGUUAGAGGAGGUCAUGAGGGUGGGGGUCAUGAUGAGAUUAGUGUCCUUAUAAGAAGAGACUAGAGCUCUCUCUUCGCCCUGUGAAUAUACACCCAGAAGGUAGAUGGCUGCAAGCUGGGAAGCGACUUGCACCAGAAACUGAAUCUGCUGGCAGAUUGAUCUUGAACUUCCCACUCUCUAGAACUGUGAGAAAUAAAGGUCUGUUUUUGAAGCCACUUAGGUUAUGGUACUUUGUUAGAGCAAUUUAAACUAAGACAGUAUAGCAAUCAUCACAUGAUCUUAGCCUCGGCAAUCCUCUAUCCUAAGUAGUUGAACACAUUAGCUAUAGGCAAGAUAAGUUGUACACAGAUACACACGGAGGUAUACCUAAUUUCCUCCUUAGUUGCAUCUUUUUCCCUGUGUGAGUUUUGAAAUCUUUGUCUUACAUGUACGAACAAGUUUUCAGAGCCUCUUCUCUUGGAUUGUUCUCCAUUAUUUUCAAAUACAUUGAAUUCUUUAAAUACAUUUACUUAUUUUUUUCUUAGCAGUUUCUCCUGGAUAUUUUUCGAGAUGAAAUUUUCUAUUGUAAAUUAUGCAUUUUCCAAAUGUAAAGGAGCUGUAUCUAAUCAUUUGUCUUACAUUCAAACAAUACUUUACUGAUCUAAUAUUGAUGUAGGCCUUUGCUUAUUUUGCUAUAAGUCUUUCUUUUAAUGUUUGUAUUGUGUGUGGGGGUGUUGGCUAGGGUCCACAGUGUGUAUCUUUAACUUAUCACAGCCUUCCUUAAAAUAAUACACUUCCAACUGCUGCCUCUUGUCUUUUGUGCUAUUGUUAAAUCUAUGCUAUAAAUGCAUAAUUCAUUGCUACUAAUUGUGCUUUAAACCAGGACUCACAAGUCAUAACCCCCAAACCAAAUCCAGCCUGAGAGCUAAGAAUGUUUUUUUCAUUAUUUUAAAUGGUUGGAAAACUCAAAAAGAGAAAUAUUUUGUGACAGUGAAAUAUUUUAAUACAAUGAAAAUUGUAUUAAAUUCAGAUUUCCAUGUUUAUAAGUAAAGUUUUAUUGGAACAUAGCCAUGCUCAUUAAUUUACAUGUUAUCUAUGGCUGCUUUCAGGCUACUUUCAGGCUACAGUGGCAGAGGUGAGGAAUUUCAGAGACAGAGACCAUUUGGUCUGUAAAGCUUCAGCUAUUUACUCAGAUUCUUUACAGAAAACGCCUGCCAACCUCUGCUUUUAGAGCAUUAAAGAAAUAGAAAAGAGAGAAUGGCCUUUACGUUUGCAUUCAGUUGAACCAUCUGAGUUGCUUGACCCUCAGCUUGCAGUCUUCCUUGUACACCCGUGUCCCAGCUGAUUCUUGCUCUUUGCUCUUACAUUCCCACAGGGGUAGACUACUGUCGCUCCUUUCUUGGUACUUACUAGCCUGGUGGUGGGGGACAAAGGAGCUUCUCUGUUGUCCUGGCCCAGCCUUGGUCUCAGGAAGACCCUGUGCCUGAGCCUCAAGGAUGGGGCUUUCUCAAUGAUGCUGCCUCUUCCUGGUCUCCCAGACUAAACUCUGGCUUCAUCCUUGGAGGGUCUUGGUGGGAGAGCUCCCUGCCCCUCCCUCAGCGGUAGGGGGCCUCUAAUAGUAUUGGUAUUGGAUCCUGGAAUUAACACUGUUUCCUGCUUCCCUCUCCCUCCACCUUGGCAUACAGGUUUUUUCUUUUAUCUGUCUCCCAGUUGUAACAGGUUUUUACCUUUACUCUUAACUCUGACCCAUUCUUUCUCACGAGCUCCCAGUAAAAGUUUGUAAAAAUUGCCUGUCUUUGCCACUCCCAGAGGUUUUAUAUUGUCAUGCUAGCUCACAUUUGGACUUUCAUCAAUCAGUUAAACACUUUAGCUGAAUUCUUCUUCCCCAUUUGUAUGGCACUCUUCUGCCCGUGCUCUGCCACAGAUGAGUGAGCCUGUGCUGGGUGUGAGCCUGGCUCACCUCCCCUCUCUGCUUGGAUGGGUUUCUAUGCUCGUCAAGGUUCCUAUACUAUUACAGUUUUGCAAAGUUAACUUAUCCUAUGUGAGCUAAAAUUCACACUAACCUAAUUGAGUAAGAAAUUGUGUUCCCAGUUGGGAAGACAGGCUUUGAAAGCAUUUUUGCAGCCUGGUUAAUUUUUGGUAUUUAUCUGCACAUCUGAGUGACUGUUUGGUUAGGCAGACUGUCUUUAUGUUGUUGCUCAUAUUUCAAAUUAAAAUCCAAUUCAGAGACUAAUUUGAGUGAAUCUGUAAUAUGGCAGACUGAGCUAACACAGAACCUCUCCCAUUACAAAGAUCAAGAUGUGCUACAUAAAAUCUAACAAUUAAACUCUCUACAGCUUAGAAUGCAAGUGAGAAAGCAUUAUCUCCAGGUGCCAGGAAUGAAAGGGGAAGUGAAGGCUGGAAUGGCAGUGGUAUCACGCUGACAUCUUGGUACAAGUGGACGGAGGGAGAUGAAGGGGAUGCCAAGUGGUCCCAGACUGAGAAAUAAGCCCCAUGGCUGGGGGCAAAGCAGGAACUGAGGGUGACGUGUUAGAUCUUCAUUAUACCCAUACCCUAAACUGCAUUGCUUAGCUUGGAGUCUGAAUAUAUACCACUGAGCUGGUUCAGGAAACUUUUUCUCAAGGAACUUACAUAAAACGAGUCCUAGCCUAGGACAGACUAGAGGAAGUAAAAUGAAAGCACUCUUAAGAAGCAUUCAGCUACAUUACUGGUUUCUCAUAGAACAAACAAUCCCUGCCAAAGGUGAGCUCGCAAAUAAACAUUAGAAAUGAAUGAGAAGGAGGUAGAACAUUCGAGUGAGUCAGUGCUGACAACAAACCAGGGGGUUAGUGAGCCCUGUGUUUUGGGCAGAAGGAACAGAAAUUCAGAGAGAAGAAGGAAGAUAUGUCUGAAAAACUAAAAGAACUCGAUAUAGAAGAAAUCAGAAAGAGACUAUAAACAUAUUUAUAAUGAUUUUAAAAUGCACUUUAAAAAUAGAAACUAUAAGGAGAGAACAUGACACUGAAAAAAUAAGUAAAUUUGAAAAAGAUUCCUGAAAAAUAUGAGAAAAGAAUACUAAAAGCAGAUUUUUUAAAAAUAAAAUGACAUUAAAUUAUAUUAAAGUUUUGAAAAACUUGAAAACUUCUAUUUAUAAGACUUUUUUUGUUUUGUAUUCACAUACAGGAAAAUAAUUAGCACCAUUUUCACUUUAUCUGAUUCUAAGGGCUUAUAUUAGAAAUGACUGUGGAACCUGAAAGGAAGCUCUUCUUGGUUAAGUAUCAAAACAGCCAGGAACUGGGGAUGUUGCCAGAGCAAUUGAAUUACUGGAAAAACUGCAGGAAUCUGGAGAAGUACCAGUGCACAAGCUACAGUCCCUCAAAAAAGUGCUCCAGAGUGAGUUUUGUACUGCUAUUCGAGAGCCAGUUAUGGUGAAAAUAAUAGCUGUGCCAUUUCCACUUGGCAUGCAAUUGGGUGAAAACUAUGAUUGUUUCAGUGUAUCAAUAUAUGCAUGAAACGAUAACUGUUAAUGGCUGUCCUGAAUUCCGUGCCAGGGCCACAGCAAAGGCAACAGUUGCAGCUUUUGCAGCUAGUGAAGGCCAUUCCCACCCUCGGGUAGUCGAGCUGCCAAAAACGGAUGAAGGCCUUGGUUUUAAUGUGAUGGGAGGAAAGGAGCAAAAUUCCCCCAUUUAUAUCUCUCGCAUCAUUCCUGGAGGGGUGGCCGAAAGACACGGAGGCCUCAAGCGAGGAGACCAGCUACUAUCAGUGAAUGGAGUGAGUGUGGAAGGAGAACACCAUGAGAAAGCUGUGGAACUACUCAAGGCUGCUAAGGACAGCGUCAAGCUGGUGGUCCGAUACACCCCGAAAGUCUUGGAAGAAAUGGAGGCUCGCUUUGAAAAGCUACGGACAGCCCGGCGUCGGCAGCAGCAACAAUUGCUAAUUCAACAACAGCAACAGCAGCGGCAGCAACAAACACAGCAAAACCACAUGUCAUAGGUCCUUGAAGCUACUUGAUCAAACACCCAAUAGUCACAAGUUUGAAACCGUGCUUCAGAAUCCCAGCACAUAGUAAAGGAAAAGACAACACUGAUAAUUAUACCUGUCAAGAAACUGUGAACACGUGGUGUAUAAAUUCUUUACAAAGGCAACUCGACACCUUCUUUCUCUGGGGCUAAACCCCCGCUGCUCACGUGCUCUUUACACACACAGACCUUCCAUUCACUGCAGUGGGAAUUCUCAGUGUGUAAAGGGAGAGGUUUUCCAGUCUGCAGACUGAAACAGAAUAAGAAGAAUAAAGUCCAUGACUUUCAGAUAAAUCACCAGGGCCAGGGUUAAGUGAAUCUUGGGUCUAUAGCUUUUCCAGAGAAUAACAAAUCCCUCAUUAGGCUAUAGUUCAAACUGCAUCAGUUCAAGGUUGUCGCCACUUAAAAGAAACCUACACAUUGCCCCUCACCCAGACCUGUUCCACGUCUGUAUUGCUGAGUUGUCUGAAUUAGAAUUCCAGUUAAUUGCAAAUUCAACCUCUGUUCCCCUCUUGAAAAUGGCAAGUUAUUAUACUAUAUUUAUACUCAAUUCAGGUUCUAGAAGCAUUUGGCUUUUUAUUUUCUGUUUCCAUGAAUUUUAUUAUGCAUUAAUAGAGUGGGCAAUUUCAACUCAACUUUUAGUUAGUUAAAAGCAAGGAUAGAGAACUCUAGUGCUGUUUUUUGGUUUUUUUUUUUAAUUUAAGUCUUGCUUGUAUCUAUUCUUAUUAAUUCUAACAGAAUAUAAUGUCUUUUAUUCCACAAAAUAUAUAUUAUCAGAGUGUAUUUGUUACAAACUUAGGUCUUUUCUUACCAAGUGUUAUGAAUCUGGUAAGAGAAUACUAGCAAAGGACCCGGCUUCAUGAACUGAUCCUCGUAUGAUAUUUAUAUAUAACCCUGCUCUCAAUAUUUUUUGUUAAUUUUAUAUUUUUGAUUGAUAAACUGGAGAAAUUUAAACUCUUUUUACCUACACGGAUGUGCUGUCAUAGAAGUCUGUUUGAUAUUUCAAAGCUUAGGGCUUUACAAAACUAAAUUAUGGAUGUGCAUAUAUAUAUAUAUACAAAUAUAUGUCAUACAAAAUCUAGAUCAUUUUUCCCAAGUAUAAACUGGAUAUGUUUGGCAAUAUAAGAUCAAAAGUAUUAUUCCUCUUAAAAUUAGGCAUAUGGAAACCAGAGAUAUUAAUAUUGUGAAUGAAAAGAUAUUGCUGCUUCUAGGGUAAAAACAUACCUACUUCAUUACACAUAUUCAUGUACGUAAAUAGUGAGAUAUCUUUCAGAAAGUAUCAUUUACUAUAAAAUGAUCUGUUAAAAUCAUCUAUACUGAUCAUAACUUUUAACUUAUGGUGAAUCUAGGCACAUAAGUCUGAUUUUACUUUAUGGAAUUAGCAGGAAGCAAUAAUUAUUUGGGCACUUAAAUACCUUAGCCACACAAAUGUACCUGAAGAAAGAAUAAAUGUCCAGUUGAAACAUUCUAGAGAGAUCAUUAAAACUUGAGGCAAAUAUUUGAAUAUUCCGUUUUCUCAAAUGAAGAAACUGAUUCCCCAAGAGACAAUAAAUUUCACAUUUCAGAUAGUCCCUCAAAUUAGAAAUUUAUGAAGCUCAGUUUAGGAACUGUUUUCUUGAAAAUAAAACCAAUUGGAACUACCCCACAUGUUUCAUUUUGCCCUGUCGGGUGGUGUUAUUGUCAAUACCAAGUUCUGCCUACUCUUCAUAGCCCAUCACUCAACAGAGGACAAACAGUAAGGAAACCAGGAGGUGCACCUAUUUCAGCAAUGUCCUGCCGUGGUAACAGAUUCCCAUUCUUGAACACGUAUCAUUUUUUACUAGAGAGAACUGGGGUGGGGGUGGAGCAAGGGUGAGGACCCUGAAUGUUAUGUAAAAUAGGGUUACAAAAGAGGUAAGCAUGACUAAGGGAAUGAAUGAAGAAUACAGGAGUAUUAUUCAGUUUGAAAGAGGUAGUUCCCAUUUUUAUAAGAAAAAUUUAAUAAAACAUAUAUUUUAGUUAUCAUUUAACAGAAAAAUAUUCAAGCUAUUCAGGCUAUACCACAGACUGUCAUAAAGGGAAAUCAUUGCACCCUUGUGAUGAGGAAAUGGUCAUUUCAACACAUCUCAGUACACUGUAUAAAUUUGGAGCUUAAGGUAUGUUUUCGUUUAGCUGUAAGUGGUUGGUUACUAUUAAGUUAUCAUAUGUUUUCAUGUCAAUAUAAAUAUUGUCAUGGUGUUACAGAAGCAACUGUCAAAUGGGCAGACAGCUUACAUUUGUGUUUUCUGGAAACCUUUGUAUUUUAUGCUUCAUUUGCAUAAUGUUUUGUGCUAAUAAAUGUAUGCCAAGUCGUUUGUCCAAGUGAAGGGGCAAUCCAUCACACCUAAGGCAUCUAAGGACAGAUUACAUGUCACACUAGUCCUGUUUACAAAUGACCAGUCAGAUGACCAGUUUUCUUCAGUAAAAUCUAGUUGUUGAAAUGUAAGCCUUCCCCUAAAGUCUUCGUCAAAAGUAGCUACUUUCGUCAAAAGUAGCCAGUAGACUUAGAGAGGCUGCUUGUGGUUGUCUAAAGGUUCACUGAAGCCAGAGGGAAAAGGAAGAAAGUUACCACAACUUGUAUUAAUGCCUUUUAUUAUUACUGAUCAUAUUAGAGCCACUGACAAGUCCAAAAUCAUAUUAAAAUAAAGAUAUAUCAUGUUGCUCUUACAUGAAGCUUUAUGGUAAACAAAUGAGAUAUUAAAAGUUGGGGAAAAAUCUGUUGUGACUAUUCAUCAGUGAUCCUGCUGAAUUUUAAUUCUUUCCCUUGACCUAAUUGGUGGCCAGAUUUUUCUAAACUCAAUCCUGCUGAAUUUUAUUUCUUUCCCUUGACCUAAUUGGUGGCCAGAUUUUUCUAAACUCUUUCCUGCUGUGAUUUUGAAGGCAAAAUACACAGCAUAGUUCAGUAAAAGAAUCCUUAAACCUUUUCACUGAGGCAUUUACAUUUUGAUUCUGUUGCCAUUUGAAAUAGAACCUCCACAGGGAGAUAAUGAGCUUAAAUUACAAUUGACUUUGGAAAGAAUAACAGAUUUUGUGCUUCCUCAAUCAUGUAAUCAAUAGGGAAUUCUCUAGUUAUGUGAACUACGACUAUCUUUUAAGACAAUGCUAAGAUCUUAAUACAAAAUCUGUCAUUCAGGAGCUUUUUAAGAAUUCAAGGCUGUCUCUGAAGAACUUGGCUGGAGAUGGAUUAUACCAAUUUACGAAUGCAGUUUUCAACCAUGACAAAUCAAACUGAUCUGAUCUCAGUUCAUUUUACUCAACUGUGCCCAUAGGACUCUGAGACGUUGGAAUACUUUGUCUACAUUAUUUUUAACAUCUAUAGAUACUUGUGGAUGUGUGAAUAAUGCUUGAAUUUCUCAUCUUUUGGCUAGUUUGUGUUUAUCACACAGACACAGCCUGUUAGUAAGACCAGCUUUAACAGCAUCAUGAAGUAGAAAUCAAUGCUCUGAAGAUUCAGGGAGGCCAACCUAAGGCAAAAUCUCCUGAAACAUGGGGUAGUCCUACCCAUCUCAUCCCUCUCUAGAUCAUAAAAUCCCUGAGAAAGGGCUAUAACCGCCUUGUGGACUGCAGUAUCCCUAGCAUCUGGGAUAAUGCCAGCACAGUAGAGGCGCUCAAUUAAUAUUUGUUGAAUGAAUGGACAACUAAAUAAAUGAAUGAAAUUAGACAAAAAAAAUGAAUUUUGCCUUCUGAUAAUUUGAAAAAUUUCACCAAUUUAUAUUAUCCUGAUUGGCAUUAUAAUUUCUGAAUUACAUAAUUAGAACCAGAAUUGACUCUUUAUAAAUACUUUUUAGAUAUAUGAAUUUGGAAUCAAUUACUUCAAAGGCUUCAAGGGUUUGAGAACACUUAGAUAGGAAUGUUUGCGGAUUCAGAGUUUUUACAAUGAAUAAAACUCAACCUUUCUAGCUAUUUAUGAAAGGUCCCUGAGUUAUAUGACAAGGAUGAUCCAAACAUGGAACUCCAUUUAUAAAUUUUGUAAAAUAUUUUCAUUUUUAAAAAAGAAAAUUCAUAUCAUCAAGCAUAUUAUUAAUAUGUCCUUCAAUAUAUAUUAACCACUUUUCUCUAAGGCUUUCAUUGUAAUUGGAGACACCAUCUCUAAAUCUUUUCCUGCUUUCAAAAGAUCACUUCUCCUUUCUUAUUUGACUCUUAGAAUGUACCUGAGCUAAAGAUUAAUCACAUAGCAAUUAAGACUUUUCCAUGUGUUUAUUCAUCUAACAAAUAUUUAUUGUAUACCUAGCAUAUGCUACGUUUCGGAAAUACAAUGGCAAACAAGGCAGAUGCGGCACCCCCAUGGAGUUUGCUGUGAGGGGCUCCUCAACACUUGCUCUAGCAAUAACUAGGGUUACUGUCUAAUGGAUCCUUCUUCACAGCUAAUAGAAGAAAUGAAAUCCCUUACUCCAUGGAGAUCAUGAAAGACUCUGCACAUAUUUAUGUGAACUUGCUUUUCUAAACACACCACUCAAAAAUGCUGCUCAGUGUACCCAAACAUCAUAGUUAUACCCCAGUGAGGUAGGUAAUAAUUUAUUCAUAACUAACACUUAUUUAGCUCUUACUCCUACCAGUGAGGUAGGUAAUAAUUUAUUCGUAACUAACACUUAUUUAGCUCUUACUACUAUGCUCAGUACAUUCAUAGACUAUAUCAUUGAAUCCCUUCAACAACUCUAUUUAGUAGGUUCCAUUUUAUAGACAAGAAAACUGAAGCACAGAUAUGUGACCUGUCCAAGGUCACACAGUUAGCAGAUGGAACUGGGAUUUGAACCUACACAGUAUAACACAAAAGCUCAUGUGUCUAAGCGUUAUCUGUGGCUUGGGGGACACCAUUACAUUAAAAUAAAUGUCAGUAACAUAAAUGGGUCACUGUAUAUAAAAGUUCUUUGAAAUUGUAAAGUAGUAUAUAAAAAGAUAUUAGUAAAGUAUUAUGAUCAACAAACCACAUCAGUGGCAGAAACAGAGUGAGAACUCAAUCUUAAGUUGCAGCUUACUCUCAUGAAGAACACUUCAAGCCAGGGAAAUGGAUAAAAGUACAGAUCCAGAAAAUUUCUGACAUGUGAUAACUAUUGCAAUGACUUUUGAGAAUUACUUAUUGUUAGCCACUGUGUCUAUUUGGUGCUACAAAAAAACAAAAAAAAAACAAAAAAACUGAAAGAACAAAAU
Molecule: messenger RNA, 12318 nt
Organism: Orcinus orca (killer whale)
Lineage: Eukaryota; Metazoa; Chordata; Mammalia; Artiodactyla; Delphinidae
Gene: LIN7A
Product: lin-7 homolog A, crumbs cell polarity complex component
Exons: 7
Coding region: 6614-7126 (170 amino acids)
Biological process (GO): neurotransmitter secretion; maintenance of epithelial cell apical/basal polarity; protein localization to basolateral plasma membrane
Cellular component (GO): synapse; MPP7-DLG1-LIN7 complex; basolateral plasma membrane
Molecular function (GO): L27 domain binding
Source: RefSeq, a predicted model, not a curated record